AUCUCUCUCAAACACAGUCGAUUUUCCUUCCCACAUAAACCAAGUACUUAGCUAUCUAGAGCUCCCCAAAAAGGUCCAAAAAUGGCUUCUCUCACCUUCACAUUUUCCUCCAAACUUCUUCUGUUCAUGAUUCUUUGUCUCUCAUUCAACCAAUUCUCUUUCGUUGCACCCGCCGAGUUCGAAGUCGGAGGCGAUCAUGGCUGGGUUGUUCCCAAGUCUAAGAACGACCAACUGUACAACCAGUGGGCUUCUGAAAACAGGUUCAAAGUUGAUGACACUGUCUAUUUCAAGUACAAGAAAGACUCAGUUUUGGUGGUGAGUGAGGAAGAGUACGAGAAAUGCCACUCGGUUCAUCCCCUGUUCUUCUCCAACAAUGGUGACAGUGUCUUCAAACUGGACAGACCGGGAUUGUUCUAUUUCAUCAGUGGGGUUUCUGGACACUGCGAGAGAGGGCAGAAGAUGAUCAUCAAAGUUUUGGAGACUGCACAUCCUCCCAAUCAAUCUGCAAACGACAACACGACAACAGAUAUUCCAACCCAAAACAAUGCUGCUGCUGCUGCACUAGUAUUUGAUCAGAAUAUGAAUCCCAUUUCUUCUCCAAUAAUUUUGCCCUUCAUUGUGUCGUUCUUUGGGCUCCUUUUCGUCUGAAUGCAUACAUGCAAUGCUGGUUGGUUCUUA
Messenger RNA from Juglans regia (Persian walnut), 678 nucleotides. Its product is annotated as early nodulin-like protein 1. Gene Ontology annotation, molecular function: electron transfer activity. The record is from RefSeq and is a predicted model, not a curated record. NCBI's taxonomy places the organism in Eukaryota, Viridiplantae, Streptophyta, Magnoliopsida, Fagales, Juglandaceae. The transcript is spliced from 2 exons. Bases 82 to 648 code for a protein of 188 amino acids. Gene Ontology annotation, cellular component: plasma membrane.